GUCUCGCUGUAUAUAUUAGGACAGUGUCCGCGGCCUGGGGCUCCUCACCGACAAGGGCAACAGUCGGCUCGACUCCUCGGCUUGGGUGCCCGCCGCCGCCGCCGCCGCCAACACCGCCGUCUCCGCAGAGUUCCCGCAGCAGGAUCAGUGUACCUCUCGGAUAUGGAGACUGUUGUUCGCCGCUGUCCAUUCUUAUCCCGAGUGCCUCAGGCCUUUCUGCAGAAGGCAGGCAAAUCUCUGUUGUUCUAUGCCCAGAAUUGCCCUAAGAUGAUGGAAGCUGGGGCCAAGCCAGCCCCUCGGGCUCUGUCUACUUCUGCAGUGUGCUGCCAGCAGGUCAGAGAAACCCCUCCGGCCAAUGAGAAUGACAAAACUGCGAAAGCCGAGGUCCAGCAGGCCCCGAGUGCGUCCCAGCAGGCUCUAGAUGACACGCAGCUUCCCUCUGGACACUCCUCCCUUGCCACGAGCCAGGGUGCUGCAAGCAAGUGCCCUUUCCUGGCAGCCCAGAUGAGUCAGACGGGCAGCAACGUCUUCCGCAAAGCCAGCCUGGAGCUUCAGGAGGAUGUGCAGGAGAUGCACGCUGUGAGAAAAGAGGUUGCCCAAACCUCAGGGAACCCCAGUGUGAUCAGUGUAAAGGCCGACGAAGGGGAGCCGAGCGGAUUGCUGAAGAACUUGCAGGACAUCAUGCGAAAGCAAAGACCGGAAAGAGUGUCCCAUCUUCUUCAGGAUAACUUGCCAAAAUCUGUUUCCACUUUCCAGUAUGAUCGUUUUUUUGAGAAGAAAAUUGAUGAGAAAAAAAGUGACCAUACCUAUCGCGUUUUCAAAACUGUGAACCGGAGGGCCCACUUGUUCCCCAUGGCGGACGACUAUUCCGAGUCCCUCAUCACCAAGAAGCAGGUGUCCGUCUGGUGCAGCAAUGACUACCUAGGGAUGAGUCGCCACCCGCGGGUGUGUGGGGCAGUCAUGGACACUUUGAAACAGCAUGGUGCUGGAGCAGGUGGUACUAGAAAUAUUUCUGGAACUAGUAAAUUCCAUGUGGACCUGGAGCAGGAGCUGGCCGACCUCCAUGGAAAAGAUGCAGCACUCCUGUUCUCCUCAUGCUUUGUGGCCAACGACUCCACCCUCUUCACGCUGGCCAAGAUGAUGCCAGGCUGUGAGAUUUACUCUGACGCUGGGAACCACGCCUCCAUGAUCCAGGGGAUCCGGAACAGCCGCGUGCCGAAGUAUGUCUUCCGCCACAACAAUGUCGGCCACCUGCGAGAGCUGCUGCAGAGAUCGGACCCCGCCACCCCCAAGAUUGUCGCCUUUGAAACUGUUCACUCAAUGGACGGGGCGGUGUGUCCGCUGGAGGAGCUGUGUGAUGUGGCCCAUGAAUUUGGAGCCAUCACCUUCGUGGAUGAGGUUCACGCAGUGGGGCUGUACGGGGCCCGAGGCGGAGGGAUCGGUGAUCGAGAUGGAGUUAUGCCAAAAAUGGACAUCAUUUCUGGAACGCUUGGCAAAGCCUUUGGCUGCGUGGGCGGGUACAUCGCCAGCACGAGCGCGCUGAUCGACACCGUGCGGUCCUACGCGGCUGGCUUCAUCUUCACCACCUCGCUGCCACCCAUGCUGCUGGCGGGGGCCCUGGAGUCCGUGCGUGUGCUGAAGAGCGCCGAGGGCCAGGCACUGCGCCGCCAGCACCAGCGCAACGUCAAGCUCCUGAGGCAGAUGCUCAUGGACGCCGGCCUCCCGGUGGUGCACUGCCCCAGCCACAUCAUCCCCAUCCGGGUUGCAGAUGCUGCUAAAAACACCGAAGUUUGUGAUGAACUAAUGAGCAGACAUAACAUCUACGUCCAAGCCAUCAACUACCCGACGGUGCCCCGGGGGGAGGAGCUCCUGCGGAUAGCCCCCACCCCCCACCACACGCCACAGAUGAUGAGCUACUUCCUUGAGAAACUGCUGGCCACGUGGAAGCAAGUGGGACUAGACCUCAAGCCACAUUCCUCAGCUGAGUGCAACUUCUGCAGGAGGCCGCUGCAUUUUGAAGUGAUGAGUGAGAGGGAGAGAUCCUACUUUUGGGGCAUGAGCAAGCUGGUAUCUGCUCAGGCCUGAGUGUACCAUGACCCUGAUCACGCCACUUGACCCCAGGCCACGUCGUAUCCAGACAGCCUCCACAACCAUCUUUAUAUGUGAAUUAAAUUAUAUUAAAUUUUAAUCUACAGUAAAAGCAUAGUCCUGAAAAUAAAUUCUUGUUUCAGUGAU
Rhinolophus ferrumequinum (greater horseshoe bat) is the source of this 2235-nucleotide messenger RNA. It is a transcript of the gene ALAS1, whose product is annotated as 5'-aminolevulinate synthase 1. Lineage: Eukaryota; Metazoa; Chordata; Mammalia; Chiroptera; Rhinolophidae. The record is from RefSeq and is a predicted model, not a curated record. Gene Ontology annotation, molecular function: pyridoxal phosphate binding; 5-aminolevulinate synthase activity. The transcript has 11 exons. The coding region runs from base 163 to 2085 and encodes 640 amino acids. Gene Ontology annotation, biological process: heme biosynthetic process; erythrocyte development; hemoglobin biosynthetic process. Gene Ontology annotation, cellular component: mitochondrion; mitochondrial matrix.